This is a messenger RNA of Portunus trituberculatus (swimming crab), 2733 nucleotides long. RefSeq names its product myotubularin-related protein 14-like (gene EDTP). Gene Ontology annotation, molecular function: phosphatidylinositol-3-phosphate phosphatase activity. The transcript has 12 exons. NCBI's taxonomy places the organism in Eukaryota, Metazoa, Arthropoda, Malacostraca, Decapoda, Portunidae. The record is from RefSeq and is a predicted model, not a curated record. Gene Ontology annotation, biological process: dephosphorylation. The coding region runs from base 114 to 2540 and encodes 808 amino acids.
GAGAUAAAUAGAGAGCAAAAGGGAGUUAGCGCGCCACACAUGCACACACGCCCACAAGACGCCCAGAUACGCCCACGGAAAGACACUGAGAGGCUCUGGAGGGAUGAGAGGCAAUGGAGGCGCCACAUAACACCACGCCCACACCCACAAACGCGCCUGCACACCCGCACACCCCCAUAACGCCCGCAGAUGUUGGGGGUCUGUUGUCUCUCUAUGCCAAGACACCUUAUGAUUCCAGAGAGACGGUUGUUAAGACACAGCAAAUACUGACCCGCUGUCUGGAACUCAUACAGCUCGACUACAAAUGUUUGGUCGUCCCAAACACAAACAGCGAAUUAUGCAGCAGUUACCCCAGCCAGUUGAUCAUCCCUGAGGUGGAACGCGACAACAAGACCACCACCACCACCACCACCACCACCACCACCAGCCCCCAGCCCCCACCACCCCAUGCCUGCCCCCUCACCCUAGCUUCACCCUCGCCACUCCUCCCAGCCCCCUCCUUCUCCUCUGUGGUGUCGAGGGGGGUGGGUACUAGUGGUGGUGGUGGUGGUGGUGCAAAUUCAGUGGAAGGUUCAGGACCACCACCACCACCGCCGCCGCCACCACCAUCGUCAUCAUCAGAAGGUCAAACGGAUGGGUCAAAACUACGCGACCUAAUACUGAAGGCCAAGUUUGCAAGAUGCCGAGCCAGAUUUCCUAUACCUGUCAUCCUCUACCGGGGAAAUUAUGUCUGCAGGUCCUCCACACUGGCAGGGGGUCCGGAAAUGUAUGGUCGGUCUGGCAUAGAGUACCUCCUCACUGCCGCCAUUUCUGGGAAGACGGAAGAGGAGGUGGAGGAUGAUGAGGUGACCCAGACAAACAGCGACUGGCAACUCUUUGAUCGUGUUAGGUCGCAGGAUAUACGACUACUCAAAUCCUGCAAUGUCGGAGUUAUAGUUGACCUUAUGGUGGAAAAAAAGAAGGUCAAGUAUGGUCUCAAUGUAACCUCUUCGGAGAAAGUGGACAAGGAGAACCGUUAUGGGGAGUUCAGCAUUCUGUCCCUGCCUUACCCUGGGUGUGAGUUCUUCAGGGAGUUCAGAGACAGUGGCUACACGGCUGAUGGUCUGGCAAUCAACUGGAACCAGACCUUUAUGGAUGCACAGCUGGUCAUUCCUGAGCAGGCCAUGUCCAGAAGGGUUGCCAAUGACUGGAAUGCUUACCGGAAAUGGGACCUGGUGCGACUGACCCAGAACUAUCUACGGCUGCUUCUGACCUACAUCCACGAGGGCAGUGAGGGUCUGCUGGUGCACUGCAUAUCAGGCUGGGACAGGACACCACUCUUCAUCUCUCUGCUGCGGCUCUCUCUCUGGGCUGAUGGCCUCAUACACCCCUCCCUCGGCCCUGUGGAGAUUCUGUACCUAACAGUGGCGUACGACUGGCUUUUGUUUGGCCACGACUUGAAGGACAGACUGGCCAAGGGAGAGGAAAUAUUCUUCUUCUGCUUUGAUUUCUUGAAGUACAUCACUGCUGAGGAGUUUGCCGUGGGGAAGAGGCGCCACCACUCCAGUGACAGCGGUGGCGGCGGCGGCGGCAGCAGCGGCCUUCUCCUCCUCCUAGAUGGCGAUGGCUUAAGCCCAGCUGGUUCCUCUGCCUCCCUCACCUCCUCCUGCUCCUCCAAUCGCUCCGCGCCGCCCCUCCCCCCUCGCUACUUCCGUGCGGAGGGGGGGGCUGGUGGUCUAGGGGCUGGGGGGUCAGGGGCUGGGUCUGGGGCACACCUAACAUGGCCCUAUGGAAGUGAUACAAGUGAUUUGGAUCUUGAUGAUUUUUCCCCUGGGUUAAGCCGGGCGUCGUCAGCGUCCUCGGCGAAGGGCAUGGGGUUCCUGGGGCGUGUAGGGGACGUGGAGGGGCGGCCGGGGCACCAGGGACACACACACACGCCUCAUAAUACUGUAGGGGCAGAUGUAACGCGUCAGUCAGUCAGUUGGACACGAUCGCGAAACACACACAGUGACUCAAGCGGGGAGAGCACCUCAGGCCUAGAUCCGCCCCCAGAGGACCCGCCCCGUGCAUCCACCAGCCCCGUCGCUGUCCCAGUCCCCCGGAACAGGCACGCCCCAGCCCCGCGAUGCCGCCAGGAGUCGCUUUCCUCGGUCGGUUCAUGGCAGAUCAUUUCCACCACUGGGAGUCUGAGAGGGUCGCCAGGCACCUCCUCUGCUGGGUCUGCCGCCGCCGCUGCUGCUGCUGCUGCUGCUGCGUCACAUGGCUCUGUUACCUCGAGGUCGUCUAGUGUAUCUGUUGGGUCAGACUUGAUAGACUCAGCCUGCACAGUGAAGGAGGUUGGCGGCAGCAGCAGCAGCAGCCUGGCGCCGGACCAUCCCCCCUCCACCCACUCCAAGCGUCCUGAGAGGCUAGCCAAGGUGCGGUCAGUGUUCUACAAUCAGUAUGUCACCGCCAUUGGCUUCUCCACCUGCAACGGACGCCACGACACGGGACUCGGAACGCUUGUGUCAAAUUUUGCUCAGAAAGUUGGCAUCAGACCUGUUGCCACAAGACCCACCUAGCAGUUUGACCUUGCCUGACCUCUGUGUGUGACCUCUGUGUGACCUUUGACCUUAGGGGUGUUUUGGUGUAUUUUGUAGGGUUUUUUUCUUUCUUUUUUUUUUUUUUUUAAGUUAUUUUUUGGGGUAUGUUUGUCUGUUUGUUUGUUUGUGAUGUUUUUUUUCUAUUGAUGCAUUCCGUGUGUGUGUGUGUGUG